Molecule: messenger RNA, 3593 nt
Organism: Plectropomus leopardus (leopard coralgrouper)
Lineage: Eukaryota; Metazoa; Chordata; Actinopteri; Perciformes; Serranidae
Gene: exoc3l2a
Product: exocyst complex component 3-like 2a
Biological process (GO): exocyst localization; exocytosis
Cellular component (GO): exocyst
Molecular function (GO): SNARE binding
Source: RefSeq, a predicted model, not a curated record
UCCACCACAAUAGAGGCUGUCAGGAAACCACAGGCAGCCACAUUGCUCUCUUGAGUCACUGAGUACUUUCGGACACGCUCUUACACUCAUCAGUCGCACACACACAUGCACACACUCCACAGCCUGGCAGCCUGCACAGCCAGCACAGUCCAGGAUGACAGUGUGCUGAAACACUGAAGGCAAUCUCAUCUGUUUGGUAAAAUCUAAAGUGCAACCAUGCCCAUUCUGAAGAAGCUCCCAGGAAGGUCCAAGAGCUGCCACGAGUUCCCAAGAGUGAAUGGGGAACUGAUCCUGCCCCGGCUGGACUUGGACCUCAGGGACCUGAAUGAUCUCAAUGAUCUAAAGGAGUUGAAUGACCUGAAAGACCUGAAGAACUUAAACCCCUUUGAGGAUGUGGACCUGUAUGAGGAUGAGAGGAAUGAAGGUGACAUGGGCCUCAUCAUGGGGGAGGUCAGGGGAAACUUCCAGCUCAGGUCCUCCCGUGAUGGAGAAGAGGAAGAAAACGAGGUGAAUGCAGAGAGGCAUGGAGCAGGGAACCCUAAAGGGAAGCCCCUCAGGGGGACUCUGGAGCGGAUCUGUGGAGUGUCGCCCCUCAAAACCCUCGGAAAACUGGGGAAGGGGCUCCGCAUAUCGGGACGCAAUGUAUGGGGGAACAACUCUCCCCACUACAGCCCUGGAAACUCAAACAGCCUCCCACCAGAGAGGGAAAAAAGGAAAGGACUCCGCAGGGGCUCUGAAGGAAUAAUGACCCUGCUCCGCUUUACAGGUCGACGUAAGGAGGAGCGCAGAGAGAGCCUGCCCUGCGGAAACCUGAGCCUCACAGACAGCGAGGCGGAGGCUUCCAGGCGGCCCUCCUUCCUCAGGAUGGUCAGUCUGGGCAAGCUGAAGAGGGAGUCCAUAUCAGACAAGGCCUCCCAAGAGGCUGAGGAGGAAACAGAGGAGGAGGAGCCGGUGGUCAAAACCAGAGAGCCCCUCUCAGUCCUGGAGAUCCUACAGUUGGUCAACCACAGGGACCUUCUCCUGGCCGACACACAUAUUCAAGAGCUGGAGAGAGAGUGUGAGCUGCUGUCUCUCCUUCCACCCACAACUACUUCCACUCCUACUGUUUGUCCCAGCACCCCUCCCGGCAUGCUCCCCUUAUCGCCCUCAUCCUUAGACGACUCUCUGAGCUCCAGUGCAACACUGGACUCAAGUCGGCGGAAGGAAAAGGACGUGGAGCUCCUGUAUGAGGCCCUGCAGAAGGAGAUGUGGGACGUAGUGCGGGAGUCCCUCCGCCAGCCCAGUGCUGGUCCUAACCUUGGGCUGGUGGUGCUGGUGAUCCAACAGGAAGAGCAUGCUGAUGCUGCUUGGGUCCUGAGAGAGGCGACUAAACCAGAGGGAGAGGGCCCCCAGAUCCAGGCCAGCCACCGUCCCCGGCGACUGAAGAUGAAGUGGAGGCAGGCAGUGAUGGAGGCCGCAGACUGGAGCCUGCCACAUCAGGUGGACACCCAGGCAGGCCAGCUGGCCUCAUACCUGGAGCGCCUGAGGAGUCGGAUGGUGGAUGACCUGGAUGCGGCGAGGAGGAAUGCUGUAUCCAUUUACCCAGAGGAGUUUGCUGCCUUUCAGGUGUAUGUGGAAAGUUACCAUCGAGCUGUGGCCAAACGUCUGCGGACCAUCACCAGUGGCCCGCUGCAGAUCACAGACGUCUACUCUUUACUGGACUGGUUCUACAACAUCUACAACAGGGAUGUCCUUGGAACCAUUAGCACAACCACACCCAUCAACUAUACUCCACUGGAGCCCAUUCUCCCCCAAGACACAGUGGACAGGCUGGAACAAGACUGCAUCAGUAUCGUUAGGGAGAAGGUGACAACCGAGCUGAUUCAGGUUCUGGAUGAAGAGGAGAGGCGAUGGGCCCAGACUCUGCACAUAGAGGAAUUUCAGUCUCACCUAGCACGCUCAGUCAUCCAGAGGCUGAAGGUGGACUUAGACAGAUCUACAUCUGUGAACCAAUUUCUGGGAGCGAGAGUGGCACGCUGUAGUCUCAUUGGACUGGCUGAUUUUCUCUACAGUUUCCAGAGGAAGGCAGAGAUGUUUCAUGAGACUCAGGCAGAAUUUGGAGACCGAGGGGAUGGAUAUGUUUCUAGGACCAUAGCUCUAGUCAACUGCUGCCCUCCUCUCAGGUCUUUAGUGGAGCGCUGCAGGCAGUGUGACCCACAGGGCAGCGAGGAGUCUGCGCAGAGAGCCAACUCCUCCCUGGACAGGAUCAUCAACCAGUCAGUGAGGGUGCUGACUGACAGACUGUUUGAGCACAUCAGGCCUUUCUUUGACAAACUGAUGAAGAGAAAAUGGCUGAACAACACAGAGGCCUUUGAAGCCAUUGAAGCCAGCAUCAAACAACACUUCAGGAAGUUCAGAAGGAUGGACUCUCCACCUUAUCAGACCCUGGUGGGCGAGGUGCACCGACGGGUCCUGGUGGAGUAUGUCCGAGCCAUCAUGCGGGGACGACUCAUAUGCACAUCCUCCAAGAUGAGGAAGAGGAUGGCUUUCCGCCUGCAAGAUGAGGCCAAACAACUGAAAGGACUCUUUAAGGAUCUGGAAUCCAGUUCAUCCUGGUUAGACAGCAUCAUCUGCCACCUUGCUGACAUCAUUCUCCUGGAGGACACUCCCUCCAUCCAGAUGGAAGUUGCUGUUCUGGUCAAAGAGUUUCCAGAUAUACGGAAGAAGCACGUCUCCACCCUGCUCAAUGUGAGAGGCAUGAUGCGACAGGCCGAGCGCCAGGAGAUCCUCAACAUUGUCAAAGACUUUGAAUGCAGCAAUGCCCUUAUGUGCAGGGACCACGCCCUCUUUUCUGACAUCCCCAUCACCUCAGAGGUGCACUGCAUCAGCCUGGGUCUUCUCCGCCUUGCCAUGACCGUCUCUAACUGGUUCUCAGAGCACCGUCCCAGGCAACUCCGCAGGACGUGUGCCAGAAAUGCAACAGUUCAACCUGCUGAGGGCAAGAAUGUGGAAGACAUGAAUAAACUUCACAGAGAAGAUUAGCUACUGGUGUUUGUGUUAGCGGAGCGCUCACAGACAGACUGUGAAGAGAGUGAUGAGAUGUACAUGCACCUUGACCAGAAACUGAUUGUACCAAAUAUUGUUAGCAGCCACUGUAAGAAACUUGACCUCAGGUACUGCUCAUACUGUACAUGCUCACUGACAUUUCUCUCCACCUGCAUAUGUGCAUUUUCAAUGGAAAUGUGAAAAAGAUUGUACAUCAUAACAGCUCACCAUGACUCCUAGUAUUUUUAUGUUGAUCUACACAUCUACAGAAGUAAACAAGUGGUAUCAAAUAUCCUCAAAAUGUAACUUCUUCAGUCUUUUUUAGUCUUUUACUCCCCCACAAUAUUGCAGAAACAACUGCAAGCAGAUGCAAUGCAAUAUGAUCCAGGAUGUUUUGCUGUUUAAAAUGUAUUUACCCAAACAUAUAUACCUAUCUUCUGGUGUAUCAUCCACAUGUAUGUGAGGAUAUAAUGUAUGGAAAUGGAAAUGUGUUAACUCUCACUGUGAAUAAAAUGGAUUUGUUGCUGGAGACAUAAUAAAAACCCAUUGAGUGGGCUGACAAAACACAA